This is a messenger RNA of Aethina tumida (small hive beetle), 624 nucleotides long. Its product is annotated as dentin sialophosphoprotein-like. NCBI's taxonomy places the organism in Eukaryota, Metazoa, Arthropoda, Insecta, Coleoptera, Nitidulidae. The record is from RefSeq and is a predicted model, not a curated record. The transcript has 5 exons. Bases 1 to 624 code for a protein of 207 amino acids.
AUGAUUAACAAUAGGAGUUAUGAUAUAUCUCGAAAAGAUAAAUCUUUUAAAUCGUUUAUAAUCUCUUUGUUGGUAUUUUUGGUGAUACUAGUAGUGAUUCUUUUGGUGUUAACAUUUUAUAAUAAAUCAAAAUCUGAUGAAAAGAAUAAGGGAAGUUAUGACUCACAACGGGGAAAUAUUAAAACGUGGACUACAGAUUCAGAAGCUGAUUCUAAGACAAGUUCAACCAAAUCAGAUAAUUUCGUUGAAAAUCCCAUAAAAAAUUCUCAUACGACAACAAAUUUGGUAACUGACCCGGCAACUGCUUUUACUAAAACGAACUUGGGUACAACUAAAUCUACCGAUAAGCCGGAUAUGACUACGUCAUCUUUUGUUAGUGAUAAAUCAACAAUUUCUAGUGGUGCAAACAUUCAUAAGCAAAAUACUACGAUUUAUCCUACAAAUGCAAGUGAUACAACUUUAUCUAAUUUUGUUACUGAUACAUCAGUAAUGCCUAGUGGUACAAUUUCUAAUUCCCAAAACCAUUUAAAUACGACUGAGUCAUCUACAUCAGGUUUUAUGACAGUUACACCAUUAAUUUCUACUGGUAAGAAAUUUGAUAUUAAAUAUAUGUCGCGGUUCUAA